AGUUAAUUAAUGAGCAGCAUGACCCGUUGGUUGGACGUGGAAGUGGGCACGGACGACGUGGACCUGAACGCGCUUCCGUCCAACUUGUGCUUGGUGGAUUUGCACAAUGACAACGAAUAUAGGUUGCUAUUGGGAGACUUGGGGAGGGAUGAGGAUGGACCCAAGUUGAGGAUCUUCCAGGGCGUAACGCAAGUGUCCGACAUGGUGCUCCCCGAUCUACCGCUAGCAGUAGUCAGUCUGUACACCAACGACAAUGUGCCCCGCAGUCUCCCGAUCAUUGCCGUCGCAUUCAGCUCUUGUAUCUACAUUUAUAGGAAUAUGAAACUGUUCUAUAAGUACUAUCUGCCUAGUGUGGAGCUAAAUGCGAGUGAGAUUGAGGUUUGGAAACAGCUCCUUACCCCAGCCAAUCAAAACCCUGCUUCCGUCAAAUCGUACACGGACAGCCUAAAGCACUUCCCAGAGAAGUCCCUCAGCCAGCAAUCGCAGAACUUCCUCAGCAUGAGCUCAGACCAGCAGUUGGAGUAUCUUGAACAGUCUCCGGAGCUGCCUGCAAUGGUGCUGCCAGAGAUCACUUGUGUUACCAGUAUGAAGUUGGCUUCGGUGGACAAGCACGCGGCUGCGUGUUUGAUUGUCGGAACGGAAGAUGGCGAUGUUUUUGUACUGGAAUCACAGAUGUUUAAUCAGUUGUCACAGGCAAAGCUGUGUAAUGUGAGGAAAACGCCUUAUCAAAUGAUAGCAACGGGUCUGUACAGCGUAGACUAUAGAAUUACUGUGGCGACCAGAGAGAAAUCAGUGUGUCUGCUAAAAAGGGGUUGGAAAGAAGGAAAGAUUUUGUUCAACACGGAGGAACAUAUUAUUGCCAUUGAAGUGAUACCGGCAGACAGCAGUGUAAUCGCUAUAUGCGCCGAUAAUACGCUCACCUGCUAUAGUAAGAAGGGUAAAAAGCAGUGGUCCCUAAACCUGGAGCAUCGUCCGAUCGCCAUAUCGCUAGUGGCGAUAUCGCACCUCGGGGCUACAUUGAUAGCUGUGUCGCUUGCUUCUGGCCACGUUCAUCUGUAUGAUGGAAAGGCACGAAGAGAUACUAUUUUUGUUAGAGACGUGGCGUCAGUCCUAAAGUUUGGUCAGCUUGGGCAAGAGGAGCACGUCUUCAUUAUUGUUACAGGAAGCGGCCAUCUAAUGCUAAAAAUUCUGAAGAGGACAGCAGAAUUCAACGCCCAUGGCGUGGGCAUAGAGUCGUCCGCGCCCAGCGCUGGGAAGCCGUGGCUCAUACCCAAGAAGUCCAAGCUGUUUCUAGAGCAGAGUGUGAGGGAAAGAGAAAACGCUGUUGGUAUGCACAUAUCGUUUCAACAAGAGAUGAGUCGCCUACGGCUCGUAGCCGCGAAAACUCUACUAGAGGCGCAUCAGAAGAGCGAUAAUUCAGUAGGCGUCGGCGCCCUAGAACCCAUCAGGCUAGCAGCCGAGGUAGAAGGAUUAGGUCCAGUGUUCCGAGUGACACUGCAAGUUGAGAACACGAGCGAUAAGGCCGUGGUCGGCCUCUCCAUACUAUUUCAUGUGCACACCUCCAACUAUAAGGUGUCGCAGCCAUAUAUAAAGGUACCGCUCCUCGCACCAAACAGCAGACUCCGCUUCCCGACCAAAGUGGAAGAAGUGUUCGACAGUGAACUGAACCCGGACAUUUUCUUCCGUUCCGUGACCGGGCAGGGGGGGGAGCGGGCGCUGGUCAAGAUACUGCUGCUGAAGGAGGGGGGGAGGGGGCCCGUGCUGGCCGUGUCGGUGCAGAUGCCCCCGACGGACCCGAUGAUGCUGCCCUAUGAUAAGAUGCAGGAUACGGAUGGCUUUGGGGAUGCAAAUGCAACUUUUGCUAAUGACGCCUGA
Molecule: messenger RNA, 1875 nt
Organism: Cydia amplana
Lineage: Eukaryota; Metazoa; Arthropoda; Insecta; Lepidoptera; Tortricidae
Gene: BBS1
Product: Bardet-Biedl syndrome 1 protein homolog
Exons: 12
Coding region: 10-1875 (621 amino acids)
Biological process (GO): protein localization to cilium; non-motile cilium assembly
Cellular component (GO): BBSome; centrosome; axoneme
Molecular function (GO): smoothened binding; patched binding
Source: RefSeq, a predicted model, not a curated record